Messenger RNA from Actinia tenebrosa (Australian red waratah sea anemone), 977 nucleotides. RefSeq lists its product as uncharacterized. The record is from RefSeq and is a predicted model, not a curated record. NCBI's taxonomy places the organism in Eukaryota, Metazoa, Cnidaria, Anthozoa, Actiniaria, Actiniidae.
CAAUCACGUGCUAAUUAACCUUUAAUACCUGCGUAGCCAAAAGAUAUCGGAAGAAAAUGGCGAGCCUGUCAUCUUAUUCUUUAUUCUUGUUUUUAGCGUUUUCUGCUUGUAUUUUUAUUUCAAAUGGUAAACUUCACGCGUCUUGCAAAAUUCAGUGGGAAUGGAAAGUUAACUGUACUACUGUCAACGAGAUGAUAAUCUCGCAGAUCAAGGGAUGGAAUGGUCCAGAGGGAUGUGCUAAAGGUGGUGAAAAGUGCCUGUACACUUUAGUAGAGUCAAGUCCCACCCUAAYAAAAGCCAUCCAUGAAACUCCAGUCAAGCAUUAUAAGGAUGAUUUAACUUUCAACUUCACCAAGACAGGAGGAGGAUGCUCUGUUGGGGGAUAUUCUACAUCUGAGGUUUGGUAUGCAGUCCUUGAUUAUGGAACCAACUAUUGUAACCUGCACAAUUUAAUAACAGGCUCAAAACUUGACAAAGCAGAAGGUUACAAAGAAACUACCAGUGACAGUAUCUGUACCCAGUACUCAUCCAGUAAUUGUGAGAAGUAUUAAAAGUAAUUUGGAAAAGUUUAAAAAGGAAGCAAAACUUAUUCAUAAUCAAGAGACAAUAUGACAGGUCCCUAAUGCAAAUUUCAAACUCUCGUAUAAGUUCACAUUAUUAGUUGCAUUCAUGCAUUAAUUGUAAUUGUUUGAUGAAUGAAAAGUGUAUGAUUUUUUCCAAAUAAGAUGUUUAUUUUGCACUGGAGAUAUUAGUAAGGCUUCGCAUAAAAGUACUUUAUGCAUAACCACAUUUUAAGUCGCAUCACAGAUUAUGGAAUGGCAAAAAGAAAAAAAAAAGAGACAAUCAACAAUUACCUAAAUUUGUAAUAAAAGCUUUUUGUACUGAACCAAAAGUUAAAAAAGAUAUGCAUAUAUGGUUCAUUCGUAAUAAUCAUAUAACAAUUAURAAAUGAACUUUAAAAAACUUUUGAUUUUGUU